CCGCCGUAACUUUGUCCAUCUCACCGCUCGAACUCGCCGCGAAAAAAUGGAUCUACGGGAAAUGAUCAGGGACCAAACCGACGUCGCUUUGGCCUUCUCGAAGCACGUCCUCCAAACCGAAGCUAACGACUCGAACCUUGUCUUCUCGCCGCUGUCGAUCCAUGUGGUGCUGAGCUUGGUCGCCGCGGGGUCGACGGGCCCCACCCUCGACCAGCUGCUCUCUUUUCUCAAGUCAAAGUCCAGCGACCACCUCAACUCCUUCGCCUCCGAGCUUGUCUCUGUGGUUCUCGCCGAUGGCAGUGCCACUGGUGGCCCUCGAUUGUCGUUUGCCAAUGGUGUUUGGGUUGAUAAGUCUUUCACACUUAAGAAUUCUUUCAAACAUGUGGUUGAGAAUCUCUACAAGGCAGUGUCUAAUCAAGUUGAUUUUCAAACCAAGGUAUUCUGUUUGUUUUUCUGGUCCUCUUUGAUUGGGAUUAAUUGGUUUUACUUUACAAACUAUUCAGCUUGGAUGCCCAAAUUACCUUACACUUUCUCUCUAAAGAGAAGCAUUAAAAUCAUAUAAAUUGCAUUGAAUUGCAUUUCAAUUUUGCAAUAUUGAUGUGUAGAAGAAAUGCUAUAGGCUCUUCUCCGAUCUUCAGAAAUCAGAAUGCCACGUUUUGCUUGAUAGGGUUACCUCUAGAAGUUGCAAAUAAAAUUCUAGUACAAUGAGGGCCUUUUUUUUUUUUAAUGAGGGGUUUCAACUUCUAGUGGAAAGUUGAAUUCUUGCCAUUUGUACAUUGGUAUUGUUAUUACCACAAUUGUUAGAAAUAUGUGAGGGAACUUGUAAUGUCCUGGAAUGCCUUUUGUAUUACCUUCCCUUUCUUUCUUCUUCCCGCUGAAUAUUGCAAUCCAUAAGUGAUAAGUCAGUGAGUAUUAUGUACUUGUUCUAUUUGUCUUGAUAUUGGCAGCCUUUACUUGCUACUUCUCUUUUUUGGGUUUCAUCUGAUGGGCUAUACAAGAGGAGUUAGCCAUCCUUUUCCCAAAUCCCUGCCCACCCAACUCAAGGUUUGAGCUUGAGAUGUCCAACUUUGAAUCUCAUACUCUUAACUAGUUAACCUGCCCCCUUGGGUGCUUUACUUGCUACUUCUUUAACACUGGUUAAAGUUAAAUAGAUAUGCUAAUGGUUUGUUUUUUUCAUAUUGAUGGCAUGGUGUCUUUAAAGGCUGUUGAAGUCACUGGAGAAGUG
This is a messenger RNA of Rubroshorea leprosula, 1225 nucleotides long. NCBI's taxonomy places the organism in Eukaryota, Viridiplantae, Streptophyta, Magnoliopsida, Malvales, Dipterocarpaceae. The record is from the annotation of a GenBank genome assembly.